GCCGCCGCCGCCGCCGCCGCCGCCGAGAGAAGAGUAGCUGAGAAAAACGCGAAACAAGAAAACAAGCCGGGACAAGUUCGCUUUCGUUCGUUUGGAUCCGUGUGAGUUUUGCGCGCUGACCGCAACCGGGCAAUUCUACACUUCACCGCUGCAUCCUCUCUCGAUGCAUCCCGAGUGCUUGCCGAGGCGAGUGGUGUUCUUCGGAUCUCCAGUUCUCCAAUUAUACAGGGUGGUGCGCCCGCGCGCCCGCGAUGUGCUCCGGAAAAGUUUAUGAACUUCGCGUUGAUGAUCAUCGAUCGUAAUCUGUGCCGCUUGAUCUGUGUCGCGUAAUUUUCCGAUGAUUUAUGCAAUCUGAUCAACCGCGCAAUACUAAUAAAUCAUAUCCUACGUGUCCAUCUAGCUUUUUGUAGACUGACAAAACGCGUAGGAGCACUCGAGUCGCUUCAAGGCCAUAAAAUCCUCCAUUAAAAAUGAGGACCGAUCAGCUUGGACUUCUUCUUUGGAAGAAUUAUAUCGUUCGGAAGCGACAGCCAGGAAUUCUGGCUCUAGUCUUCUUUUGGCCGAUAGUGGUUUUCUUGAUUCUCUAUACGGUGCGUGAUAAUAUAGAUCCAGAAUAUCACCCAACAUGUCAGUUUCCCGCAAGAUCGAUGCCGCAAGACGGGCUUCUGCCAUUUGUGCAAAGUUACAUAUGCAGCGUUGGAAAUCCCUGCGACCCGCUGUCGGAAUACGAAGAGGUGCCUUCGUACAAAAACGCCACUUUAGGCCCUUUAAUCACGGAACUCCAACCGAUGCUCAAUAACAAAACGAUUAUCUCCGCUGUGGAAACAUUGCCGCAGAGUAUUCAACUAUUGAAGUCAAUGGCACAGAUACUCACCAAGCCGGAAAUCAAGGCGCUUUUCGAUAAAGGAAUCCGUUUGGGCGAUUUGUUCAACAAUCACGAGCAGAUUAAAACCGUACUGAGAUCUCAUAUGCCGGGAGCGAGGGAGGGUUUGAUCGACGGUUUAUUCGAGUCAUCCGUGAAAUUAAUAUACUUAAUUCAAACUUUUGGUUCGUCCAACAUCGACGGCGUCGUUUGCUCGGCGGAAAACUUAAAGAAUUACUUGAUUUUACCUAAAGAGGAGGAUUUUGCGGAAAUCUCGAAUAUUCUUUGCAACAUCGACCCGUUAGCGAUUCCUGAUAUUUUGGAGAAUGUUUCCAAACACCUGGACUUUACUGGUUUACUGGAGAUGGUCGAUCGCGCGAUGGCAAAAUUUCGCCAUUACGAUUUCUUUCAGGAUCUCAAACGAGCAAUAGAAACCAUUCUCGAUUUGAAAACGUCUAAGAAAUACAUACCCGAGUACUUGAGAAUCCGUGAAUGGCUGCCGAAAAUAAUUCUGACCUUUCAUAAUGUAACUUUCAAGGAAAUCGAUCUGGGCUUCAUCAACAAAGCCAUUGCGAUUCUCGAUCCCAUAUUUGCGUACGAACGAGACUGGCCGAUCGCCCGAAGUGGAUUUUUGAAAUUAAACAGACUCCUGAAGUUGCUAAAGGAAUUUGUGCAUCAAAAAAUCAAUUCCACGGAAGACGAUAUCUUCAGUAUGAUGGAUCGGUUGCAUGGGACAAUAUCGACUUUCUCCGAAAAUUCCGAAAAUAAUGAAAAUAUCACGCAGAUAUUGGACCUGUCUUUCCUGAUUUUACAGGACGGUAUCAAACUCACUAACAAGCUGCUGGAUCGCAACGUAGAUGAUUUUGAAUUAGCCGCUGAAGUUUUCGAUGGACUCAGAAAUUUCUUUUCCACUAACUUAGUAAAUUCAGCUACAUACUUGGUAUCGUUAGCGGACAAUAUUGUGCAAAUGACUCAUCACGUUGCUGUUCUUCAUGAAGAAAUUUUGAAAAGAUUUUAUGAGAUUUUUAUAAAGCAUCAUAAUUUAGUCCAAACGAUACUGACAAAUCUUCAACCUACUAUAUAUAAAACGAUUAUUCGAUCCUUCUCUCGAUUAGACUUUGUAGAGGAUGUGAUAAAUGAUUUAAGAAAAGCAGAAGCUAAAGAAGUGUUCUGUCAAGAAAAUACGACGAGAGAAAUAUUUGAAAAUUAUACUGAGCUUUCAGGCAAAUCCAAUGAAAUUAAUAAAUUAUUUUGCGAAGAUGAUGGAAAGCAAUUCAUUACUGAUAUUUAUAACAGUUUCGAGUUCGACAAAUUUGGAAGAAUCGUGAGCAAUACUUUAUCAACCAUGGUUUCUAUGGCGUUUAAACAACCAGUCAAAAUCGAAAAUUCAAAUUUAACAUCCGUUGUGAGGAAUGUCAAAAAAUUUAUGACUUAUCUAAAUACGCGAAAGACAAAAUAUUUGAAUUGGAGGAUUUUCCAAAUUAGUGAUGAUUGGAAAAAAACUUUCGAUGAGACACAGCUUCAAGGAAGAUUAGACAUCUUGGGAAUUCACUUGAGCAUAGCAAAAUCGCUAGGUCUUCAUAGUUUAUCGUAUAUGUCUAUCAAGCCAGAUCUGGAAAAUAUGGAUUUCUUAGCUGAAAUAAUUUUACAAGAUCUACGAACUAACCCUACUAACUGGAUUGGAGAAGUUCGCCGACACGCAGCUGAAUUAAUCGAAUCGUUUUACCUUACCGUCACGGAUAAAAACAAGACAUUACAGAUUCUGGAGUAUUCUAAUUUCACACAAACGUACUGCAUAGAUCCGAAUCCGCCGGAUUUGCUAAAUUUUCCUAAGGAAUCGAAUAGUACGGUUCUGAAGGAACUGGUAUGCUAUCUAUCUAAAUCUGUGCAAAGGAAUCUGGAAUUGAACGUGACCAACAUCGAAAUCGAGGAAGCUACCUACAGACGGAGGGAGUUUAAUUGGACGGCCUUCAACGAGAAGACAAUCGAGAUUUACCAAUACGUCGAUACCCUGGUGCAUCAGGAGGAUCAGAAUUACGAUUCUAAGAAAUUGGAGAAACUGAAGCAGAACUUCCAGAUCUCAUGGACGACGGAAGGAACAGCCAAAGAUACCUGGGAAAUUAGCGUAGGUUUAAUCUGCAAGGUCUUUGACGUGAUGGAGAGUCCAUUGUUCGGAAUCCAAACUAAAAAUUGGAAGAACAUUUACGGGCUUGCGUGGGCAACCUCGGUGAUUUUCGACAAUCUCGAGAAAAUUAUCGAUCAGAUCCAGAAGAACAAUCACGUGGCGAGACUUUCCGAGGUGCUGCAGGAAAUGCCACAAACCGAGAUACUUGUGAGCACGUUCUUAAGAAAUUUAUCUCCAGUCAUUCUCGACAUAGUCGACAUGAUAACUCUGAGGCCGGUACCUCUUAUAUCGGCAAUUGAUGAUUACAAAGAACGCGAGCUGAUGUGGCCCUGCAUCAUGAACGAAAGUAUUGGCUCUGCGUUAGAAUUAAGAAAUGGAAGUCAGGAAGUUGUUAGAGAGAUCGAAAGAAUUGCUUGUAAUCCAGGUCUCUUUAUUAAAGAGUGGAGGGAGCAGCCGGUGCUAAUGAGAGUUCGAAAAAUUUUCGAGCAUGAUGAAAAUGUAGAUUUACCAUCGUUUAAUUGGACUUUGGGUUACACGAAAUUUCGACGAUUAGUGACGAAAUUUGACAAUCUGAUAAACGACGCUAAAGAUGUCGUUAUUGCGGAAGAACCAAAAUUAACGAAAUAUUUAAAGACACUCGCAACAGAAUCAGAUGACAUUAUUGAGGAAAGAUUACCUAGCAUGAAAAAUGAUUGGAGAAAUACUUUGGAUCAUAUUGAUUUAGAGAUCGACAAAGCAAUCAAAUCUUUUGGCAGCGAUUAUUCUGCAAGUGGAGUUUGGCAACCAUCAGUCAACGAUACUGAUCGUAUUCUCAUUCUUUUAAAGUAUUUUUCUAAUGUCAUUCAUAAAAGCGCACGUAUCGUGACUAAUAUAUUAAAAGAUGGCACCGGGAAAAUUAGUUUAUUAUCCUUGUUAGGUUUCGAUAAUACAUCUCCUAUUACUAUUUUCUACAACCAAUUGCCUUACAUCCUCUCGACGUUAGUGAACGGGCUAUCCAAUCCUACAGUAGACGAUCAAAUUAUCACAGCAUUGAAAAAUAACGUUGCAAUUACGUGUUCAAUGAUGUUCGAUUGGCUGUCAGAUGAAAAAGUUGGUCUGAGUGUCGAAGAAUAUAGGACCUUGAAAAAUUUUACUUGUGAUCUCGAUCCUGAGAACUUUAAUGUCUACACGGAUCUCUAUAUGGCGGAAAUAACGAUCUGGAAGAAACCCGUCAAUAAGUAUCGAUCUUACGUAGCUUCGAUGAUUGGCGAUUUGUACGAUCUUGUGAAAACUAUCGGCCGUACGGUGAAAAAUAAUGUCGUCAUCGAAAAGCCGUUUUCGAAAAAAUAUUCGGAGCAUGUAUUCCAGAUGCUGAGAGAGAGUCUCGAGAUCAAAAGUGACGAGAGCACUUUGCAUAAGGAGGUGACAUUAGAUCAAAACUGGACGACUUACAGAUUAAUUAUGGAGGGUAUGUCGGAGAUUAUAAUGCACAUUGGCAACGUGUUGAAGAACGCCAAAACACAUGACUACAAAUUAGAAAUUUGGGAAUUGGAGAACGGCGACAUGCGUCAAAUGUUAAAGAUUUUGGAAGCUCAUCCGGAAGAGACUAUCGCUCUAAUUGCCACCCUUAGCACAUUUAACGACACGAUCGGCUGGUUUAUGAAUUACAAGGAUGUCAGAAAGAUUAUGUGCACCCAUUAUUUCAACUCUGAUUAUUGGUCCACAGCAAACAGGAUACAUUUUCUACGGGAAGUGUGCUCGUUCGAUCCCCAUCAGCUGCUGAGGGCUGUCACGAGCGACGAAUACUAUGACGUUGUCACUGGUCGGACAAUUACCCUUUCGAGAACAACGCCGUUAACUAUGUCGUUAAUAACACUGUUGGAUAUUAUUUCGAAUUUUACACACACAUCACCAGGGGUAAGUCUCAGAUCGAAUAUCCUCAACGCGACGACGUGGGAGAAUCUGUCAAACGAAACCUGGGCCUUGAUCCUGAAAGCUGAAAAAUCUUGGAUCUUUAAUUAUCGAAAGUUUGCAUAUAUUUUUAAACUCGAAGAGAUGACAUACGAGUCCCUCAUUGGGUCCAGGAGAUUAUUUCAGGUUCUAGAAUCCGUGAGCAAUCUCAUCUCGGGCGGAGAUGUCUGGCAGAAACUGCGAGUCAUGUAUGAGAAUUCAAAGCUAAAAUCGAUAUUAACACUCGCGGAAGAUAUGCCUAAUCUUGUUAUCACCGCUGUCGACACCUUCGUCUCGUCCGAGAGGCUGGAUGAUUUUAUACAGAAGCUACUCCUUGGUCAGGUGUAUCCUUGCGAUAUCGAUCGAUAUUUGAUUCCACCUAAUUACAUAAGGAAGAAAGGCUUGCUGGCCAGCCUUACGAGUUUCUGUCAUCAGAAGGAUAACAAGCCGAAUACUUGGACAGACCUGUUGCCUUUUGAGGGACAAUACAACGAUAGCUCCAUGUCUGAUAGGGCUGAAAUACCAGGCUCCGUUUACGAAACGCAAGUGAUGCAAAGGGUACAAAGCUUUCAGACUAGUUUAAUUCGCUUUUCGCACGAAGGCUUCAAGCAGCUGAAAAUUCCUGCGUGGUGGACGUCGUUCGAAGAGGGUACUCUAAAAGAUUUCGUCGCGCAGUAUAAGAAGAAGGACACGAAAGCUCUGGCAUAUUCCAUGAUAAAGAAGACAAUAUCGAUUUUCAGAAACUUUUUUGAAUCUCGAUAUAAUGUUGCAAAUUGUACGUGGUGCAUUACGCUUCCAAUGGAGAUUUUAAAUUCUCAAUUGAUCUAUCAUAGUCAAUACUCAAAAUUACUCUGCCAAAUGAAUCGAUUAAAUAUAUCAGAAGUGCAUAACAUUUUGAUGAAUGAUUUUAACUGGAAUAAAACAGGCAGUAUGCUCAAAAGUUAUAAAUAUCUCAGUACCAAGAAGACGCUAAAUGAGUUUUUGGAUACAUUCGAAAUUACCUUGCAUUACAUCGCCGAUAUUAUAAUCGAUUUUCAAAACGAGACAUACAGUAAUCAAGUGAACGAUUGUUUCUACAAAUUUGUCGGCGGUCCUACGUAUUCUAGGCCAGGAUUAUACAUUACAUUCCUUCUGAGCGUACUGGACAUGUUGGAAAAGAACGUUUACAUCGUGGAUUCGGCGACCGUCCACGAGAACAUCAACAAUUUAACCAGAUUGGCCGAGGAACACGUGCCUAUUUGGAAGCCGUUGCGCGAGGUGGUGAAGAAGUCCGACCUCGCCGACAUCGACGCCGCGUUACCAAACGCCACGAUCAACGUGAACGCGAUUCUAAACAAGCUGAACACGAGUUUGUGCAAGACGAAAGCCGACUGCCGAAACGAGACGGUUCUAUAUACUUUCCUCAGCUCGAAGAGAGCGGCUAAGGUUUUCCGAUACGAUCCAAGAGCAUCCAAAUAUCCGUCGGUAGCCGACAUUUCGAGCCGACUGGCUCGCAGUCUGGACUUGGAGCUCAUAGGUCGGCAGAUGUCUUUCUGGCGCACAGAUGCUUCCUGGAAUCUCUUCUGGCUCAAGGAGAUCUUGAUUCAUCUGUCCUCGAUUCUCGCGGAGGGCGGAAGUCUGCUGGACGUCGCUAGUAAAAUAGAUCUCGACGAUGUCACCAACGUUCUCGGAGUCUCCGAUAUUGCCGAGGGCAUCGUUCAUAUAUUAAAGGAUAAAACUAUCGACAAAUUAUUUGACGGAAUGAAAGAACUCCUUGAGGAUGUGGAACCGUUCAUAGAUGAUCAGGAAAUAAUCGACGAUUUACAUACAAUAAUUGAAACAUUGGAGUCAAUGGAGAUUUUCAAAAACUUGGGAUUAUUGGAUAUGAAGUACGUCGUCAAAGAAAUGUUCGAUAACUGGGAUGUCGUGCGAAUAUAUUUGAUUGAUAAAAUUGGUAUCAGUAACGAGAUCGCUCUCACCUUGGGCGAAGCCAAGAUAGACAUGAUUUCAGUAUUCAUGAAGGAACGUGGUGUCAUUAGCUUGAAAGAUACUAUUUGCUCACCCGAGAAACUCGGUGAUAUGUUACACUUUGAUAACAAUCUUGUGACUGCCGAAGAAGUUAGCUCCGCGCUUUGCCAAUUAGAAGACUCUCAGACGCAAAAUAUCACUAUCACGUUGAUGAAGAAUUUAAAUUUCGAAUAUAUUUUCAAAAACUUAAUGAGCGCUAAUGUGAAAAGUAUAUUGGCUAACGCUAAUUUAACCGAAGCCGAAGGGAAAGUUAUAUUGGACAAUCUUGGCGUCGCCGCGGAACUAUUUCCACUUUUCAAAGACAGACUAUCAGGGAAUUUUUCUUUUGGAGUUGAAACAGAAAACCUUGAUGAAGAAAAUUUAUCCAACUCCCAAUUUCUGAAGGAUUCGAGUGAAAUGCUUUGUGGUAAACAAUUGAUUCAAGAUAACGGGCAAAUUUACAAAAUUAUAUCCAGUUUGGAGGAUAGUAACACGGCGUUCGAUCAAAAGGAACUCGAGUCUUUGCCAAGUAUCUGCAGAGAAACGUAUAAAACUGUACUCGCCAUACCUGGCGGAAAGAUCGUCUGGUCGUACUUUAAACCUCUAUUACGCGGUCAGAUUCUUUACGCACCUAAUACUACAGUGAUCUCCGAGGUCAUGGCUUUGGCGAACGAAACUUUCGUGCAGAUGGAACACUUCAGUGUGCUGAUGAAUAGUGUCGAGAAGACUCUCAAGUCUCUGGCCAAUCUCACAGAUAUGAGCGAUACUUUGAAGGAACUGCAGAGUAUAAUGUCUUCCGACGUUAUGAAAGUAGCAAUCAAGUCGAUGAGUGGCGGUAAUUUCGAAGGCGACUUUUCCGAAUUGAACCUCAGCGAAAUCGCAUGGCGGUUAAAAAAAUCGAAUAAAUUAAUUUCGAUGAUUGGGAUGCUGAACGACAUGAUGGGAUGCGUGUUGGUAAAUAGAACGAUAGGAUUCUCCACGGAAGAGGAACUGGAGGAAGCGGCCAGUCGUUUGACUGAUACGAAUGAGUUUCUGGCAGGAGUGAUCUUUCUGAACGACGCUUCCUCGAAUCGGAUGAAGAGAUCUCUAGAUCACGAAUUACCAAACAAUAUUACCUAUAAGAUUCGAAUGGACGUAGAUUACGUGCCGUCCACCAGGCGAUUGAAGAAUCAAUUUUGGAUUCCCGGACCAGAAAGCAGUUUCAUUGAGCAUCUCAGGUAUCUUCGAGGUUUCAUUCAACUUCAGGACUCCAUCGAUCGCGCGAUUGUGAAGACGAAAGCACGAAGGGAUCUCGAUUGGAAGACAGUUACACAACAGAUGCCAUAUCCGUGUUACAAACACGCACCAUUUCAAACAACGCUUUAUGAGUCUCAAGGAUUGCAAGUAUGCUUCUUCUUCGCAUUAAUGAUGUGUGUUGGAUCAGCCGUCAGGCAUAUCGUUUGGGAAAGAGAAUCGCAAAAUUCUAUGGUAAUGAGCGUAAUGGGAUUGAAGCCAUGGCGAAAUACCUUGGCUUGGUUCAUCACGUCUUACGCAGAGCUAUCGAUUGUGAUGAUUUGCAUUUCCUUGAUUUUACUGGCUGGAAAAAUCCUUCCGCGAUCGGAUCCUCUCAUAGUGCUUAUUUUACUUUUCGAUUACAUCUUUUCUGUAGUGACUUUUUGCUAUAUGAUCUCGACGAUGUUUAGCUCCGCCAGUCUCGCCGCUGUUACUACAGUCGUCAUGUUCCUAUUAACUUAUAUGCCAUACAUUAUUGUUAUCGCCAUGGAGGCUGUAUUCGGACUCGGAUUCAAACUUUUCAUUUGCCUGAGCAUGUCAACCAGCUUCUGCUACGGAUGCCUGUACGCAGUGCGAAAGGAAGUUCAAAGCAUCGGUCUCACUUGGGCGAAUUUGUGGGAGGAAUCGAGUCCUGGUGAUCCGAUGUCUCUGGGAUUGUUGUUGAUAAUCAUCGCUUUCGACGGUUGUCUGUACGCCGUGAUUGGCUAUCUCAUCGCUAGAUAUACUGAUUCAGGUAGGGGCUUUCACGGUUUGAGAUCCCGUAGCUUAUGGUGGGCCGACACGCGCUCUCUCUAUGGCAGGCCGAGCUACCUCACCUUCGUCAACAACCUCUAUUUCACUAACGACGUUCUCCAUUCCUCAGCCACUUACCAAGAUGACGAGAGCGAUUUUAGCAGCUUGACAGUCACGGAGAAGCAAAUCGGCGUCAAGUUUGAGAACGUUCGAAAAGUCUAUCGGACUGAACAGGGUGACGUCGUCGCCGUGGAUGACUUCACUUUGAAACUCUGCGAGGGUGAAGUAACAAGUCUGCUUGGCAGAAACGGCGCAGGAAAGACUACUAUUAUCAAGAUGCUAACGGGAAUGGUGGCUCCGACCAACGGCGAAAUUUGCUUAAACGGCGAGAAGAAUUGCAAGCCCGAUAUAGGGGUGUGUCCUCAAGAUAACGUACUCAUCGGGACUCUGACGCCGAAGGAGCACAUGAUAUUUUACUGGAAACUUAAGAGGCCUAACAAUAAUAUCGAUAUGGAGAAAUAUGUUAACGAAAUGCUGGUUUCCUUGGAACUCGGACGGCAAGAACACGAGCCUGUAUCACGUUUGUCAGGCGGUACACGACGCAGACUUUGCGUGGCUUUGGCCUUCCUCGGUUCACCACGAUUGGUGAUUCUGGAUGAACCUGGUGCCGGAGUGGAUCCCGCUGCUCGACGGCGGAUUUGGCGAUUGAUCGAUCAACACAGAGUCGGCAGGACCGUGCUCCUCUCGACUCACCAUUUGGACGAGGCUGACAUGUUGAGCGAUACGGUCGUGGUGAUGCAUAAAGGGAAAAUUCUGUGCACCGGUUCGCCACUCUCCUUGAAAAUGACGCAUGGCAGGGGGUAUAGAUUGAACGUAGCUUUCUCGCUCGAACACUAUGCCAACGGAGAGGCGGGGAUAGGGGGGAUAGGAGAAACGACAAUCGAUAAAAAGAAUCUGAAGGCUCUUCGUACCGUCGUCGAGGAAAUCAUACCGAAUCCCGUGAUAAACGAAGACUCAGAAUCAGAAGUCACCAUCGCAUUGCCUUUCCAAGGAAAAAAUGGCAUCAACAAUGACAUCGCGCAAGUGGCGAAGGCGCUGGAAGACAACCGUAAGCUCUUGGGAUUCUCGCACUUCUCAUUGGAGUGCGACACUCUGGAAAGAGUCUUCUUGGAUCUUUGCGCGCGUGCAGACAACGGAUCGAGCAUUAUCAGAGCGAGUCAAGAUAGCGUCAUUAAUGUGGAGCACGUCGAAGUUUCCGCACCAGAUGACACUCUCGAUUUAAUUACCGAGACAGUAUUGAAGCCUUCGCCAAUUCGACAAAUGAAAGCCAUGAUAAAAAAAAGGCUAUGGCAUUUCGCGAGAGACUGGAGAGCGCCGUUGGCCGCGCUCGUUUUGCCGACUAUGUUCGUUGCAGUUGCCAUGGGAUUUUCUCUAAUACGUCCACCGUCUGAGAACGAACCACCUCUGGAUUUAACUCCCAAACUUUAUGACACUCAUCCGACUUACUUUUAUAGUAUUGAUAGUAACGAUCCGUUCCUACAACACGUAUCUAUGCAGCUGCACGAUCGUUUCGGGGAUGAUUAUGCUGGCGCAUGGCAAACGUUACCUAAUGAUACUGGAACUUGCGAAUGUCUGGAUGGUCAACAAACUUGUCGAGGCGUCUCGAAAGCUGUCGAAGGUCUUCUUCAAACAUUACCUGGCCGACCUACUCUGGACUGGAUAGUUUCAACGCAUCAGGAGUACAUAGAGAAACGAUACGGCGGUUGGUCUCUGACACAUUUCAAGGAGGAUCCUCUUUUUAUCGUUUGGUACAAUAACAAGGGCCACCAUUCGCUGCCGGCGUACCUGAAUGCCCUCAACGAGGCGAUCCUACGAGCGUCCGGAGUGCAAGGACACUUAACUACCCUCAAUCACCCCUUGAAGCUGUCGAGCGAUCAGCUGAAUCGAACCACAUUAUUGCAGCAUGUGGCGGACGUUGGCGUAGCGUUGGUACUGUUGAUAGCUUUCAGUCUGGUUGGAGCUCAAGGAACAAAGGAAAUAGUCAGAGAACGAUUGUCAGAAGAGAAGAGAAUACUCUAUUUAGCUGGAGUUCAUCCCGUCACGUAUUGGACGACAAUUUUAAUUUGGGAUUUCAUAGUAUUUGCUUGCGCUACUUGCCUAGCGAUCAUUGUUUUCGAGAUCUUUGGUUUGUCAGCUUACGUUGCGAGAGAUAAUCUGGCCGGUGUCUGUCUUUUAUUAAUUUUAUUCGCAUGGGCGGCUAUACCGUUUUCACAUCUAGCUGAAAAAGCGUUCGACGAUUCAAGCCUGUCCAAUAUGGUGCUCUUCUGCGUAAACACCUUCAUAGGCGUGGCCUCUCUGGCGACUAUUUUAGUUCUCGACAUUCUUGGCAGGAGUAAAACGGCCGAAAAUGUGAGAAACAUUCUGCAUUACGUUCUAAUGAUCUUCCCGCAAUACACCCUCGGCGACGGAUUGGUCGAGAUAACGAGGAACGACAUCACCUCCGAACUGUUGCAAAGAUUUCACAUGGACACUUACAAGUCUCCGCUCGGCUGGGAUCUUCUCGGUAUUCAUUAUAUUUUCUUGUUUGUGAUCGGUGAGAUUUUAUUUGUGCUGAAUUUAGUGAUCGAGUGUCGUGUCUUGCCCGAUCUGAGAAAACGGAAAAUCAUCAGUUACGAAACCGUGCAAGAAGAUGAAGAUGUUGCCAGAGAGAGACUCAGAGUCGAGGCUGGAAUGGUCGACGAUACCCUGAAGACCAUGAAAUUGAGGAAGGAAUACAGAAGUGUGUACGGGACGAACGUCGCUGUGCAAAAUUUAAGUUUUGGCGUACAGGCAGGAAAGUGUUUCGGUCUCUUGGGAGUGAACGGGGCGGGAAAAAGCACGACGUUCAAGAUGCUGACAACUGAAAUCAUUCCUACGGCCGGAAAGAUUAUUCUAAAAGGAAAAGAGAUUGGCGUUGGACCUUUGUGCAACGGUGAAGUUGGCUAUUGUCCUCAGAGCGACGCCCUGGACGGAUUUCUUACGCCCCACCAGUGUUUAACGAUUCACGGCGAAGUUUGCGGGUUAAACAACGUUCCUAGGGCUGUGGAGACAAUGCUGAAGAGAUUCGAUCUACUCAAGUAUGCUCAUCGAAGGAUCGCUGGUCUCAGCGGCGGUAACAAAAGGAAGCUAUGUGCCGCGAUAAGCGUCAUGGCACCUGCUGCCAUUGUUCUCAUGGAUGAACCCACAAGCGGAAUGGAUCCCGCCACGAAGAACCUCGUGGCCAGAGCCGUGAGAAACAUAACGAAGAAUCAGGGAUGCGUCAUAUUAACCUCGCAUAGCGUCGCCGAAUGCGAGAACCUUUGCACGAGGGUGGGCAUCCUCGCCAGAGCCGGUCUCAGGUGUAUAGGAACGCCGCAGCAUUUGAAGCACAAAUUCGGCGAGGGAUACGUCGCCUUCCUGAGAUUCGGCCAGCCAGUUUCCGCCACGGAUCUUAGGAAGGUUAUCCUGAAAUAUCUACCACAGGCGAUGAUCUCGUCGAGGCAAGCAACGGCUGCUCGGCUCUUGCUACCACGAAGCCAGGACAUGGCGCUCAGCGUGAGCUUCAGCAUGCUGAAGCUCUUGGCGGAGGAGCUUAAGGCCACGGACUACACACUCACACAAAGCUCGCUGGAUCAGGUUCUGGUGACUUUCUCGGAGGAACUGGACGACGAGGCCGUCGACGUGGCUGUCUUCGGGCAAGGCAGCAGGAACAACGUGCCCAAUAUGUACUCCAGCAUGGACACCAUCCACAUGGACACGUUUUGAAUGUGUGCCGUUUAAUUAGGCUAAGCUCCUAAAGGACUUUCGCUAGACUCGUAAUUAACUCAAGUUUUACGCUUCACUGCGAGUGAAGCUUCUCCUGUCUUCAUUUCGCUCAUACGACGCGCAUUUUCGUGGCGAUUACUGUGAUAGUUUGUCUUUACGCUACGACGAAACGCGCGAUUUGUAAGAGCUUAGAAAAAAA
This is a messenger RNA of Pogonomyrmex barbatus (red harvester ant), 12888 nucleotides long. It is a transcript of the gene ldd, whose product is annotated as lipid droplet defective. Gene Ontology annotation, molecular function: lipid carrier activity; ATP binding; ABC-type transporter activity. NCBI's taxonomy places the organism in Eukaryota, Metazoa, Arthropoda, Insecta, Hymenoptera, Formicidae. The record is from RefSeq and is a predicted model, not a curated record. Gene Ontology annotation, cellular component: intracellular membrane-bounded organelle; membrane. Gene Ontology annotation, biological process: transmembrane transport; lipid transport.